UUUACCCUCAGCCACCACCUUCGACACACAGGCCAAAGCGGCUCUUCUAGCCCGGGUAUAUCUGUGUACAUAAGUCUGCAAUGAACAAUUGCCUCACCCAUAUCAUCUAUCCAUCAUGACUAUCCAUGCCGUGAAUCUCGCUCUCCUGAAGAGCGCAAAGAACUCAGUCAUUGGCAACCCAACAGCCAAACUCGCCUUGGCGCACGACGAAGCAUUCAUAGCUGCACUAGUGGAAUGCGUCGGGAAUCCACUCUUCACGGCGGAUCCCCACGCUCUAGCAGAGCACAAUGAAGUCCGCUUAGAAGCGGCGCAUGUUAUCGCUUCCCUGUCGUACGGCUCCUCGGAUUCCUUGCGCUCACUCCUGAGGUUCAAUGCGCACCAAGCUUUCCUUUAUGCCCUCUCAGUCUUCCAGCCGGCGGAGUCUCCAAGGCUCAAGGCCGCCUUGGCCCGUGGAUUGCGAGCCCUUGCUGUGGCCAUCGCGGAUGCUGUAGGGCCUUCACAAUGGGGGCUACGACAUGACGCCCCGGUCGACGUACGGAACGAAGCGAGAAUGGCUCUUGACUACCUCUUCCAGGUUGACAUCCUGGACAUCUGCCUGCCACUCCUAACCGACCCCUCACUCCAGAUCAGCACACCCAUCGCACAGCUGCUUGGAUCCGCUAUCCGUAACGAGGCACAUCAGACUGUCGUUUCCGAAUGGCUGCCCUCGGUAGAGCGAAUGAAAGAGGUGAAAGGCAAACGCGGAUGGGAGAGGCUGGACAUCACCAAAUCGCCGAAUAGACAAGGGGCCUGGGUGACGAGACAACUGACGGCUCUACUGCAGAAGAAGGACACCAAGAUGCAAGAAGCUGUUCUCAGUGCCAUCGCAUGUCUAGCGCGAGACAACGCCACAGUUGCUGCAGGUCUGGCAAAGUCAUCGUCUGAGCGAGAGACAACAUUGUCUCUCGUCCUCUCAUUCUGUCGGUCGCGUGUUACUGACGUUCGUCUGGCCGCCUGUCAUUGCGCCACGCAGAUCGUUCGGGCAGGUUUCGGCAAUCACUCCCUGACUGUGGACGACUCACCAGUGUUGACUGUGAUGUACGCAGUCAACCACUGUAUCGAGUCUGAGUCUGAAACGCCGCAGACACGGACUAAGGCUUCCUUCAUACUAUAUAGACUCGUAAAGGACAAGAAGGAGCUCUGCGAAGUUGCUGAACAGCGGGGAUCCCUUGACAAACUUGCGAAGCUCAUCAAGGACAUCACGCCAACCGACCAGAGUCCCGAGUGGCAAGAAGAUGAGCUCGAGAGCGUGUCUUGUCUCCGAGAGGCUGCCUUCAUGGCCGUUGCGGCCAUCUCGCUCUUCCAUGACAAAAUCCGUUGUGAAGUGACAGAUGGACUCGGGCUUGUACCAGCGAUACAGGUGUCGCUUGCGCAUCCACACGUCGGCGUCCGGUACGCAGCAUGUCAAUGCGUGCGCUCGAUCAGCCGAUCUGUCGCCGUCCUCCGUACGAACAUCGUCGAUAGUGGGGUGGGCAUGGCGGCAUACAGGCUGUUCCAGAAGCACGAUGAGGAUAGACAAGUCACGUUCGCCGCGUCCUCUGUCGUUUGCAACCUUGUCAACGAGUGCUCGCCAUUGCGCGAUGUCCUGCUGGACCAAGGUCUGCUGCUGCGACUGAUGCAGCUACUGCAUUCAGGCGACUCGAACCUCCGUUUGAACGCCUUGUGGGCAGUCAAGAACUUGCUAUACCAUGCAUCCUCGGAUCUGAAACGUAGGACCAUGGACGCCAUCGGUUGGGAUAACCUCGCGAUUCUGCUCAUGGAUCCAGACCCUGCAGUCCAAGAACAAGCCUUCCAUGUCGUGCGCCACAUAGCCGAUGGCACGGACGACGUGGAACUGCUCUUCCAUGAGAUAGGCUGUGAUGUACUGGGGCUUGUGGCGCUGGGCAUGCAGUCGGACAACGACGACGUUCUGCACCAAGCAAUAUGUGUACUGGCCAACAUCGCCAACAGUCCUACGCGUCAAGACAACAUCCUCUCUAACACGCGUCUCCUAGAGGCGUUGAAGCAGUGUCUCACGGACAGCAAGGUGGGGGUCCGGCGACCCGCCGUCGGCUGCAUCCUCGAGCUUGUUAAGGCGAACCCGCGCAGUCACAAGGCGCUGCAUGAUGUCGGUAUUGACUCGACGUUGCGGCAUAUUGGCGACUAUGCGGGAGGUGCGAUGAGCAUGAGCCCGGUAGCGAGGUACUCAGCGGGUCUGAACCUUUCGAUGGAGGACGAGGUGAGGGAGAAGGCACGGGAGGCUUUGCAUUGGUUAGAGCAUGGUGCCGAGAUGUGUAUAUAGUCAUCCAGUGUUACGUGUUUUGUACGAUCGUUUUUGUGUUUCCGCUAUCCAUCGCUUUGGAUCGUUGUGAUGCUA
Rhodofomes roseus is the source of this 2395-nucleotide messenger RNA. Its product is annotated as ARM repeat-containing protein. Gene Ontology annotation, biological process: proteasome-mediated ubiquitin-dependent protein catabolic process. The record is from RefSeq and is a predicted model, not a curated record. Gene Ontology annotation, molecular function: protein binding. The coding region runs from base 116 to 2320 and encodes 734 amino acids. The transcript is spliced from 12 exons. Gene Ontology annotation, cellular component: GID complex. NCBI's taxonomy places the organism in Eukaryota, Fungi, Basidiomycota, Agaricomycetes, Polyporales, Fomitopsidaceae.